Messenger RNA from Acaulospora morrowiae, 360 nucleotides. The record is from the annotation of a GenBank genome assembly. Lineage: Eukaryota; Fungi; Glomeromycota; Glomeromycetes; Diversisporales; Acaulosporaceae.
AUGACUUCAACCUUUCUUGGAAAUUUAUCUCUAGACUUCCUAAAGCUUUUAGAAAAUAACGAUGAGUACAAUGUAAUCAUCGAAAUAGGGGAGGGCUCCUUUAAAAAAUUAUUCAGAGCACAUUCAAUUAUCUUGUGUUAUCGUUGCCCUUAUCUCUAUAACAAACUCAAAGAUAUCGACUACAACGAUAGAAAUAUUAAAGUUAUUAAAAAGCCUAAAGUUUUAGUAAAGGUUUUUGACAUCGUUAUUAGAAACUCAACUUUGGAACGAUAUUAUGAGCAAAUAUAUGGCACCAAAUCUUCCAAUUUCUUCUACAAUCUUGCCGGCUCGAAAACUUUCAAGUAUUCAAUUACCUUCUAG